GCAGACACAGACACAGAGUAGGCAGCAGGAGCCCUUAACUACCGGUACUCUAACUGCUCUAUAUUGGAUAACAUACUGGCUAUUCUAUUACUCAAUCCCUGAAGGACUUCAAUCUCUGAUUCACCCUAAAAGGAAGCUUUUUUUAAAAUCUGAAGAUCAUUUUGGUACAGAGAAGUGCUGGAAAGAGUAUCUCAGCUGAGCCCCUGGGGUGGUUUGACUGUAUGGAGGCUGAUUGGAGGAGGCUGUCCAUCCUGGGAGGCUUGUUGUGAGGUGAAAGGUCAUCAUUCCGAGGCCAGAGUCUUCUGCAGCCCCGGAGGAGCUUCACUUUCACAACAGAGCACAGGUCUCCCAUUUAGGGAGCCCAGACCCACAGGAAGAGAGGGAGAUAAAAUAAACACAGGAGAAAAGGGCGCUGUUCAUGAAUUCCCCCAAAUCCUGAAAGACAAACAGUGUGAGUUGGCUGGCAGUCGUGAGGAGAGGAGCCAUGUGGACAAUAAGCAUAGCCCAGCUCUGUUUCCCGGCCUUCACUCUCCUACUGGCCUACGCCUUCGUCCAAGCAGCUGCCACUGAGGACGAUGUCACUCCACGGCUCAGCUUCACUUACAAUGCAAAGGAGAGAUCAGCCAAAAGAUUCUCUGUGGAUGGAGUCUUCAAUUACACCUCUCUGCUCCUCAGUAAGGAAGAUAACAUGCUCUAUGUUGGAGCACGAGAGGAGCUCUUCGCCCUCAACCUCUCUGAUAUCAGCAGAGUCAAACUACAACGCAAUCUUACAUGGAGCACCCCGGAAAGGAAGAGAGACGAGUGCAGUUUCAAAGGCAAAGACCUACAGACGGAUUGCUUCAAUUACAUCAAGAUUUUACUGCGUGUGAACAGUACCCAUCUAUACGUGUGUGGAACGUACGCCUUCAGUCCAAUCUGUGCAUAUAUAAACACAGCUGACUUCACCCUGGUGAGAAGCCAGACUGGAGAGAUAGUGACAGAGGACGGACGCAGCCGCUGCCCUUUCAACCCUGAGUACAAGUCCACUGCCAUCAUGGCCGAUGGAGAACUGUAUGCUGGUACGGUCAGUAAUUUCCAAGGAAAUGAACCUAUCAUUUACAAGAGCCUGGGCCAAGGCGCUGCCCUAAAAACAGAAAACUCCUUGAACUGGCUUCAAGACCCAGCCUUUGUGGGCUCUGCCUACAUCCAGGAGAGCCUGCCCAAAGGCAACCCAGUGGGCGAUGACGAUAAGAUUUACUUCUUCUUCAGCGAGGCGGGAAAGGAGUUUGAUUUUUUUGACAACACCAUUGUGUCACGCAUUGCUCGCGUGUGUAAGGGUGACAAAGGAGGAGAGAGGGUGCUGCAGAAGAAAUGGACCACCUUCCUAAAAGCCCAGCUCCUUUGUUCGCUGCCUGACGAUGGCUUCCCCUUCAACAUCAUCCAGGACAUGUUUGUGUUGACGCCCAGCCCAGAAGACUGGAAGAACACCGUGUUCUAUGGGGUCUUCACUUCACAGUGGUAUAAAGGGGCCUCUGGCAGCUCAGCAGUGUGUGCCUUCACCAUGGACCAGGUGGAGAAGGCCUUCAACGGCCGUUACCGGGAGGUCAACCGGGAGACCCAGCAGUGGUACACCUACAACCACCCUAUCCCUGAGCCACGGCCUGGAACGUGCAUCACUAAUGCAGCCCGGGACCAGGGCAUCCCCUCCUCCAAGCACAUGCCUGACAAGGUACUGAACUUUGUCAAGGACCACUUCCUGAUGGACAGUGUGAUCCGCAGCCAGCCCCUCCUGCUGAAACGCAGCGUCCGCUACACCCAGAUAGCUGUCCACCGGGUCCAGGUCAUCCACAAACACUACAAUGUGCUCUUCAUUGGAACAGAUGACGGGAGACUCCACAAAGCCAUUAAUGUCAACAACAAGAUGCACAUCAUUGAGGAGAUGGUGCUCUUCACUGACCCCCAGCCUGUAGAACACAUAGAACUGGACUCUGAGAAGGGCCUGCUGUUUGUGUCCUCCUACUCUGGCUUAGUGGAGGUCCCUGUGGCUAACUGCUCCAACUACCAGAGCUGUGGAGAGUGUGUCCUGUCCAGAGACCCUUACUGUGCCUGGACAGGGAGGCAGUGCCUGGAUGUCAGGCUGGCUCCACCAGAUAGCCACUGGCAGCAGGAUGUGGACGAGGCAGACACAUCAGUUAUCUGCAACAAGACACAGCCCAGCCCUCGCUUUGCUAAACACCCACCCACACGGAUGUCUUCAUGCCAGGUGAUAAUGAUCCCAGCCAACACAUUCAAAGUGCUGCCCUGUAAGCUGCGCUCCAACCUGGCUGAGAGGAAGUGGGAGUACAGUGAGGGUGCAGGUCACUUCCUGUACCCCAGUCCUGAGGGAGGUCUAGUGGUGGUGGCCCAUGCUGACAGACAGGAGACCUAUGAGUGCUGGUCAGUGGAGGAGGGCUUCAGGCAGCUCCUGGCCAACUACUGUGUGAGAGGUGAGGCCAGGCAGGAGAGUACCACCCUGAUCGGCCACUCACGCACCCCUCUUGUCCCCCAGGAGGAGCCAAUCAUCCUACCCGGAGAGACCCGCUCCCCGCAGAUCAACACCAAGACCUACUGGAACGAGCUGAUUGUGGUGUGUGCCCUGCUGGGCUUCUCCCUGGUGGUCUUCUCCCUGUUUGUGGUUUACAGGAACCGUGACCGCAUGAAGUCCAUGCUGAAGGAGGGUGAGUGUCCCAACAUGCAGCAGAAGAAACCCAGGAUAGUGGGGAAGCCGGCAGAAAACCUGCCUCUGAAUGGCAACAGCACAGUGCCAGUGUCGGUGUCAGACCACAAGGGUUACCAGACACUCAAUGACAACUACAUCUGCAACACGCCGCCACAUGAGUGCUCAUCACCAGACAACAGCAAGAGCUUCUCGGAGUCAGAGACGAGGCCUCUAAACUUAAAGGAGAGCACUGUCGAGAUCUCGCCCACCUGCCCGCGGCCUCGGGUGAGACUGGGCUCAGAGAUCAAAGACUCCAUUGUGUGAGGACAGCUUUGAUCAACUUGAGCAGGAUAUAAAACUGUAAUGCGGAGUGACUAACUAUGAACUGUAAGGAAAGAGGGGACUAUAAGUGAAAGAAAAGAAAAACACAAAAGGAGGGAACACUGAAAACCGUCAACCUCUUCUCAGAGGGACAUUUCAUUACACUGAUUUUGCACAUUUGUCUUUUUCAUUUUGUCCCUGUGGUCAGUUCUCAUUUCCUUGUUUAGUCACUCUUCUUUCUCUAGUGCAUCUGAAGCACAAUGAAGAGAAUCUGAUACAGAUUGCCUUUAGACUAUUGAAUCUGUGGAAUGAUGCUCAUGGUGGGUAUAGGACACAUACAGCUGAUAUUGUCCUUCUGUAACAGUUUGUAUAUGGUUUAGUCAUGUUUGUAUGCAUUGCCACUCAAUCCGUCCAAAUGCUCUGUUGGCAUUGCAUUGAAAGUAGAGAGAUACUCUAUGGGUCAAGAACUGACCCUUAACUCUCCCACCUACAUCCACAGUUAGCAUGGGCUUAGCCCUGCACUGAGACAUUAGACAGACUCAGUGCAUGGAUAGCAGUGGAAUAAACAACCUCUAAUUCACACUAUAGUAAGUAGAUCAUUAGGCCUAUGACUUAGUUAUAACAGCAUUGUAACUGCUAUUAAUUAAAGGCAGUUUAAACUGUAGAUAAACCUCAAUGCAGCAUAACCAGACAGGCAUUAGAAUGGAAUCCACUGGUCAAGAGACAGGCUGGCAGUACCCGAGAGACAUGCUGAGGAACCAAUGAGGAAGGAAUGAAAGAGGUAGUGACCACCUGGGAUGAGGUGAGGUUAAAAUAGCACACAACAGAAUAACAUAACACUGGAGAGGUUUUGUUGAGGCCCUCUGCUCUGCUCUGCUCCACCAGGAGCUUAAAUGGAGAGAAGUUAGAUGGGUUUUGUAAGUCCCAAGGUAUUGGAGGAUAUGGUGCCUAAGUUAUGUGUAAGAUUGACAUUCACAGGGUUGAAAUGUACCCCUGUCAUUGGGGAAGACCCUAGACCAGGUAUUAACAUAUUGUUCAUUAUGGAGCAGACAGACUAUGCAAAGCACAUCAUGUGAAGUAGGGUGAAAGGUCACAUCAAAAGAGAAUCUCAUCUUGAGACUGUGCAAGCACAUAGGUGUCAGCACAUUAUUGAUUACAGAGAAUGAGAGGCAUUAUACAAUUUAGUAUGCAAGUGAUUUUGAGCCAUUUCUGUGUCAUAGAGCGAGGGAAUGAGAUAGAGGCUAUCACUAGGCCUGGAGUUGAUGUAGCUAGGCUGAAGUCCCAGUAUAAAAUGGUUGCUGACUAGUUCAGAGUGUCAGUCAGGAACUGAUUCCUUCAAUCCAAAUUCAGUGACUUCAGACACCAAGUUAAAGUGGACUGAGACUAUAAAAACCUGUUCACCAUGUUGUUUAGAUAGCUCUGUCCUGGCCCUGUGAUUCAGAGACCAGUAGACAGCAGAGCUUAGAAGAGCCAAAGGUAGAGUGUGGCAACACAACAGAGUCAGCCAGUGGGCUAUGGAGCUCUUAGUGUUGUUGAUUGUGACACACACCCAGAGGCAACCAAGCUCAUAUGUGUUAAUUUAUGUAAACAAAAUGACUUUUGUGCCAAAAAGUACUUUUUUUUAUGAUGCGUCUUCUGUUUUCAUCCUAUCCAACACAACUGUCACGUCAAAUCAAUGUCUUGUGUUUAAUGGGCCUGACUGAUUCAGCAUGUACUGUACCAAACAGCAUGUGCUUAGGCUAUUCAUAAUGUAGUGCAUAUGAAAGCUGCCAUAGUUACAACCAUCACCUCUGGUUUAAUGACACUAAUGACUGUAAAAUGGGUUUUACUAACAUAGAGCAAAGGGUCACACAGCGGUUAUGGACCAGUCAAUGGAGGAAUGUGUUUUUUUUUUUUUAACUACUGUAGAAACCGAUAUUGUUAAAGGAUAGAACCUGCAGAAUAUUUUAUAAUCCAAAAGUGAGGACUUUUAUUCAGGCAUUACAAUACCCAGUAACAGGUAUAUGUUUUCAGCUGUUCAUGAUUGGAAAUAAAUAAUAAUUCUACAUUUAAAAUGUAAGAAUAUCAAUUUAAUAUUCCAAAGAUGUUGCUAUGUCAGUGCAAAAUUGUGGUAAAUAUGAACUAUUGCAACAUUGUGGAAUUGUGGAAUGUAGUGAUACAAGUAUUCCAAAACAAUUUCUAAGUAAAACUGUUUUAUUUAAGUUUAUUCUAGAUAUUGAAUUUUAUACAAGGGACUUACAAUUUCAAAAACAAUUGACAAAGUAGCUGUCCAAAGAGCAUACUGCUAAAGGACUGCCAUGGUGGCUGAUUGUAUAUAAUGUACAUUUGUAUUGUAUUUGAGAAGACUGGUGAAAGUUGUAUCAUUGUGGUGAAAGUGCAGAACCAGCAAACACCUUGAGAAUGCGUUGUUUUUGCACAGAAUGUUGGAAAGACUUAGUUUGGGAUACGGAUGGGGAUUUUGUUGAGAAUUAUGUAUUAGGUUUUCAACUUAUUUUUUCAUGCCUUUAAGCAAAAUGAAAGAAUCAAGAGUUGUGCUUCUUGGGAUACUAAAUGUGUUCUCCUGUCCUUGUGACAUUACUUAAUCACAUGGAUAACCAGGUAGCAGCAGCAUCACCUGCAUGAUAGGUACGACAGAAUAGACUGUAGAACUCUACUGAGCAUGCUGAACAAUACUAUUACAACACUUUGAGUGAAUUCCUUUCGAUUAUGGCCAGUAUCAGUACAAUAACUCUGUUAGAAUGGCUUCAACUUCAGUCACAAUGUAUUUCUGUGUUGACACUAUUGCAAACACUAUUGCAAACACCAUUGAAUUAUAGUCUCAACUUGUACAGAAAUCCCAUACUGCUAAUGUCUACACAACUCUUGUGAACUCCAUCAGGGUUUCAAAGACUCAAAGUGUAACAAACAUGGGAGGAGAAGAAGUUGAAACAUUGUUUUGACAACUGAACAUUUCAAAUGUAUGAUUAUUUUUUGUUUUGUGACAAAGAUUGCAAGUUAAGAAAUGGCAGCUUGGAUCAGUUGAGUAAAGUUAUCUAAACUCAAUAAUACAUUAGCCGAAUGCAGAACAAAAUCAGCCUGAAUAUCUAGCAUAAUAGGUUCAGACAUGCAGCAUACAAAUCUCUUUUGUUUGAUCACUGCUCGAAAUUAAUAUAUCCUUACAUAAGGUUUUUGAGACUGCAGUUAUAAGUUGCAGUAAGGCACCUCUGUCAGUUGAAGAACAACUUCAGUCAAGCCUUCUAUUUGUGACAGUGUACCAAGUUUCUCUGACUCAUGUCAACAUGUCUUGUAAGUUUGUAUGUAAAAGUGCUUUGUAAAUUGAGCUGCCAAUGUAAAAAGCUCUUGUGAACCGUAUUUUUUUAUAUUAUACAUCACUACUCUUUCAGUUGUUUUUAUUGUUCUGUACAUAAAAGCACUUUAUUUAAAUUUUUCAAAUAAAGAUAAAUGGAAACA
Molecule: messenger RNA, 6448 nt
Organism: Coregonus clupeaformis (lake whitefish)
Lineage: Eukaryota; Metazoa; Chordata; Actinopteri; Salmoniformes; Salmonidae
Product: semaphorin-4B-like
Exons: 15
Coding region: 485-3001 (838 amino acids)
Biological process (GO): negative regulation of axon extension involved in axon guidance; axon guidance; negative chemotaxis
Molecular function (GO): semaphorin receptor binding; chemorepellent activity
Source: RefSeq, a predicted model, not a curated record